Molecule: messenger RNA, 2931 nt
Organism: Rhizophagus irregularis DAOM 181602=DAOM 197198
Lineage: Eukaryota; Fungi; Glomeromycota; Glomeromycetes; Glomerales; Glomeraceae
Source: RefSeq, a predicted model, not a curated record
AUACGACGCUUACAAAAGUUCACCAUGAAUAACAUUCCAGGCUGUAACGAAUUGUUUGUUACAAGUGAACAAAGAUUUUGUAUGAACGAAAUCGCAAAGGCCGACAAGAACUUACUUGAUAAGACAGUUCGUCAAUUUAUUAUUAAAAAUAAACUUAAUGAACACGGAACUUUUAAAAAUAUUUCAAAAUUACGUGAUAUUUUUUCGGAAGAUUUAACCAAAGUUUUUGCCCAUUUGCCAGAAGAUAACAAUGAAGAUGAGGAAUGGGAAUAUUCGUUUAGCCAGAACGGCGAAUCCUCCUCUUUAGCGUCAUCAAUAAUUGGAAAUCCUUGGAUCACACAGGAUUAUUCAACAACAAAAAUGCCGGAAGAAUUUGAACAGUAUGUCGAAGGAAUAGCAUUUUUGGAUAGAUAUGAAAUUGUCCGAAUUUUAAAACCCUUCGGUCCAAUUGAGCCAACAAGAAGUCUCUGGGAUCAGAUAAAAAUUAAAUUUGGCGUUGAUAUUCAUGAGAUUUUAUAUGAAGCUUGUGAAGAUUAUUAUUCAAGACUUCCGAAUGUAAACAUUUUUAUCGAAAUAAAAAAGAUAAUAAAUCGAAAUCUCGUUAAUAUAUGGCCUUUGAGUUUAAAGAAAUUUCCCAAAACUGGAUCUAGAGUUCAUGUUCUAUUUUCAGGAGAUGUGCUAUUUAAAGAAAAUCAAUUAAUAUUAACACUCAAUCCUCCAAGGAUAGGUCACUCCAGAAGAUAUUAUAGGUUAUUGUCAUCUGAAAGAUUUCUACACCUGAAAAUUAAGAAUUCUGAUAGUUUGGAUGAUAAUCAAAAAUCGAGGCUGAAAAGCCUGCUGUUAUUUCCUUUACCAUUAGCUGGUAGGACGUAUAAAUUUUUAUAUGCUAAAUCAAACAUAUUAUAUUAUUUUGCGACAAGUGGAUCAGAUAUCCCCGAUGAUAUGUCAAUUUGGCAAGUAAUUAACUAUAAUUUACCAAUGGAGCUUAAUAAGAGCAUGACAACUGCGAAGUUUUACUCUCGCAUAUCUUUAGGUUUUUCCAAUACCACACCUACAAUUAUCUUCAAACCAAAUGAAAUUAAACAUAUCGACGAUGUUACAAUUAAUGAACAUUGUUUCACUGAUGGAUGUGCUGCAAUAUCUCUGGCAGCUAUGAAAGAAGUAGCCGAAAUUUUGGGAUGUAAAGAAACUCCUCCUGCGAUUCAAGGUAGGAUUGGAGGAGCAAAAGGUGUUUGGUAUAUUGACCCACAAAGAGAUUUGUGUGAAAAUAAGUGGAUUGAAUUACGCAAAUCUCAAAUAAAAUACAAACAUUAUUUAAAUGAAGAUGAUGUUCAUUUACGAACUUUAGAGGUUUUGCAUGUUGUUGUUCCACCAACAAAACCUGGUGCUUUAAAUAGCCAACUAAUUCGAGUUUUGUAUAAUGGCGGUGUCCCUCUUAAGAUUUUCACCGAGAUGAUGAAUGAAUAUGCCGAAAAAAUCAAAUCCGAGGUGAUUGGAUGUGACAAUCCACAAUCUUUAAUAGCAUGGGUAACUAAUAACUCCAAUAUCAUGAGAAAUAGGUUAGAGAUAUUUUAUAAUCAUUAUUUUGAAAAUGAAUCUUCGGAUGAUGAUUGUGAUUUAUAUGUAGAUUCAGAAUCCGAAAGCUAUACUAUGUCAGGAUUUCCUGAUAAUCCAUCUGAACAAUGUAUACAGAUGCUACAAGCAGGAUUUACGCCUUCGACAUGUCCCUAUUUAGCAAGAAAUUUAAAAAGCGUACUUUCAUCAACAUUAAAGUCGCUUUUUACUAAAUUUAGAAUUUUUUGUUGCUGGGAUCCACGAAUCGUCAAAAACUACAAAAAUUCUCCACUUUUGGCACUUGAUCCGAGAAUCAAAAGUUCUUUUGAUGUAAAUAAUCAAACUAUUGACGAUUUAUUAUCCUCUGUAAAAUCCAGUCAAAUUGAAUCCAAGAUACAGGAGAUAAUUUUAGACAUUUGCUUUAAAGAUAUGGAAACGCCGCGUGGUUUAUAUGAUCGUUGGCACAAACUCCAGUCAUCCGAAUUUGGAAUAUUUGACAAACAAUCAAUUUAUCUUGCUCAAAUGAGCGCACAGCUUAUUGAUGCUACUAAGCGGGGACUAACUAUAAAACCAAAUGUUCAACAAUACGAUAAUGAAGUAUUUAAAAAACUUCCUGUUCCUUAUUGGAUGGAGAAAGAAGAUAAUUAUAAAAUUCGAUCCAAAUCUAAGCAAGAAAUAAAUGGAGUUCACUUUGGAGUUAAAGGUAUAAUGGAUUCAUUAUGUAUUGAAAUUGAAAAUGAGAUAAACGAAAUAAUAAAUAACAAGGGAUUAUUGGUAGCAGAAAAGAACGCAGAUCCAGAUCCACAUAUAUAUAGCUUCUGGAAUGACGAAGUGACUCGUGCUCAAAAAAUGGAGGAAGACUCUUUAUAUCUAGAUGACUUAAAUCUUAUAUAUACAUAUUCCUCACAGUUAGUUCAAAAUUAUAAGAGCAAAUAUACUCAAAUAUUAGGAGAUCAGGGUGAAAAUGAUGAACAAUUACUAUCCUCAUCAACAGCAUCUAAGGAGAAUGAAGAAUGUAAAAGCGUAGAUUAUGAAUUUUUGAGGAAUUUUUUAAAUACUCCACCAGUUGAAAAAUAUAGAAGUAAAACAUUUAAAUUUUUGAAAGAUCGAAGAUCUACGGUUUUUGAAAGCAAGUCAGAUCCACUUGCCAUGUUUGAGUUAAAGUUGAAAGCUGCUUCUCUUUACCUCUCUUCUGUCAACGAAAAACUGGAUGAACAGAUUUGUUGGGUUAUAGCAUUUCGUACAUUAUGCAACAUCAAAUCACAGAUGUUAGAGAGUGAACGACAUCUUGUUGUCGGAGGGCCAAGGUCAAUUAUUGAUGAGGUUUGGCAAGCUUUGAGAAUAGAUGAAAAAUGGUUGAAACUCAAGAAAGUAUAA